This is a messenger RNA of Saprolegnia parasitica CBS 223.65, 354 nucleotides long. RefSeq lists its product as hypothetical. Gene Ontology annotation, cellular component: mitotic spindle; DASH complex. NCBI's taxonomy places the organism in Eukaryota, Oomycota, Saprolegniomycetes, Saprolegniales, Saprolegniaceae. The transcript has 3 exons. The record is from RefSeq and is a predicted model, not a curated record. Gene Ontology annotation, biological process: attachment of spindle microtubules to kinetochore. Bases 1 to 216 code for a protein of 71 amino acids.
AUGAUGAAGAAUCCGUACGAGGAGAAGCACAAGGCGCUGCUGACGCGCAUCACAGGCUCGGUUGUGCGCCUGAACGACGUCAUCAAGGAGAUCAACACGCAGCUCGAGCAAAACGAAAAGUACUACGCCGAUAUCGAGUACACGAGCAGCAUUUGGGUCGGCUACAAGAAGCGCGUGCAGGCGUACCGGUCGGCGGCGACCGACGAGGCCGCGUGAGCUGCCAUCACUUCGGCGCGUCUCGGAUUGCGUCAUCAGCUUUGUAGGACGUAACUCGCAGCGGCGAUAUUAGAUGUGAGAGGUACUUGCGUGCGAAUAGCCACGAUUUUGAAACGCUCUCGCAACGUUGCAACACCA